AUGUCGGACUCCGCGAUGCUCGAGUACGUGGGCGGGGAGGUGAUCGUGUCCGGCCUCAAGGCCCGACCCGACCUCAACGGGCUAACCGCGCGAGUCGACGAGUGGUUAACGGAUCGGUCGAGGUUUCGCUGCGUCGUUUACGACAAGGACUGGCUCGAGGGCGAGUCGGUGAACUUGAGGCCGGAGUGCUGCGACAGGCCGACGUGCGAGCGCACGGGCGAGGAGCUCCCGUGCGGCCGGCCCUCGCGGAUCUGCUGCAGGCGAUGCGGCAAACGGCGAUUCUGCAGCAAGGAGUGCAUGAGGAGUCACAGGGAUUGGUGCGACGCGAACGACGAGGAGCGACGGGCGAGGGCGGAGAGGCACCACGAUAACCCGCACGACGCCCGGAAUGAUCCCAACAACGCGGCACACAUCGAGACCUUGUGCCAGAGGGUGGUGGACAUCCUGCAGAACGAGACCGGCGGCGUCUUCAGGGAUAAGUUCCUCGAGGUUCGGAACAAAGGCCAACGCGGCGAGAGGUUCCUGGUGCAGAUCGUCGAGGAGGGAGCCAUCGGCGCUGGCGACGCCAGGUUGACGCUGUUCAGCCUGGAGCAGGUGGACACGCUCGCGCGGUCGUCGCAGGGGUGGGCCAAUCCUCGCGACGUGGUGCGGAAUUACGACCCAAAGACGCAGUUCGCGGUCAUGUACGGACACGACGACGACGACUUUUGCCCGCUGCGGACGAUAACCUUCAACACGUACAUAGCAGUGUUCAUGGAGCAGGUGGGAUGGUUGUCGUGA
Micromonas commoda is the source of this 780-nucleotide messenger RNA. RefSeq lists its product as hypothetical. The record is from RefSeq and is a predicted model, not a curated record. Bases 1 to 780 code for a protein of 259 amino acids. NCBI's taxonomy places the organism in Eukaryota, Viridiplantae, Chlorophyta, Mamiellophyceae, Mamiellales, Mamiellaceae. The transcript has a single exon.